Molecule: messenger RNA, 540 nt
Organism: Effrenium voratum
Lineage: Eukaryota; Dinophyceae; Suessiales; Symbiodiniaceae
Source: the annotation of a GenBank genome assembly
AUGAGGCACAGAGGCAUGUUGUCUGGUUUGCGGAGGAUCAACACAACUCCGAAGGCCGAUGACAAGGCCGUGCACCGCAGCAGCUCUGACGCCCAAGCCGCUGGCGCACCUUGGAGGCCCAUGGCAGGUCGCCGAUGGCAGGCCGGCUGGGGUGUGGCCGUGGCUGUUUGGGCAGUGGCGGUGCUGGUUUGCGGCCCCGCCAGGUGCCCUGGAGCUGCUGUUGGUGCCGUCGAGGGCCUGACAGGCCCAUCAGUGGGGCGGGCAGCUGGGCCUGGACGGCUCAAUGUCCAUGGCGCGGUCUCCGGCGCGUCCGGCAAAAAGCGGCGGGGCUGCGUGUGCGGUGGCGUGAAAUGGCCAUGCUUUGGGUUUCAGGGCGACAAGCGGCCCUCCUGCUGCGCCAAGUGCAAGUUGGAGGGCAUGGUUGACAUCAGACAUCGGAGAUGCAACUGUGGCAGAGCACGGCCCUAUUUCGGGAUGCCAGAGGAUACCAGGCCUCCCACUGUGCCAAGUGCAAGUUGGAGGGCAUGGUUGACAUCAUAA